This is a messenger RNA of Phalacrocorax carbo (great cormorant), 2037 nucleotides long. Lineage: Eukaryota; Metazoa; Chordata; Aves; Suliformes; Phalacrocoracidae. The record is from RefSeq and is a predicted model, not a curated record.
CAGUGACAUCAGCCGGCUCACUUUCCAUUGGCCGGCCGGUUGCUGGGACCGUAGGGCUAGCAGAGAGGCACUUAACCCGCUCGGCGCCGUGGGGCCCCUCUCUGCCCCGCCGCCCCGCGUGCGGGGGAGGCCCCGCCGGCUGGGCCAGGAGAGCCGCGGCGGGGAGGCGGCGCUGCCGGGGUAGCGGACACCGAGCCGCGCCGCUCCGGCCUCCCCGGCAGCGCCGCCGCCGCGUCGCCCUUUUAAGCGGUCGCGGCGGGGGGCUCCCGGAGUAGCACGCGGCCUGGGGAGGGAGCGCGGCGAUUGGCGGGGCGGGCGCCCGGCGGACACACCCCCCUUAGAAAAGGGGCGCUGUGAGUGGCGGGGGGAGAAGGUAAACAGAGCCGGCCAGUCCUGCCCGCUGACCAAUCGGGGGGGGGCCCCGCCGGAGGUGAUGGGACUCGGGGCGGCCGGCGGUGGCGGCCGGCAGCGGGCGGGCACUCUCCUCUCCCCCGGCCCCGGCCCGGCCGGGCGGGCGGCGGGCGGUGCUCCCCCCUGCCGGCUGCGCGCCGCCCCCGGGGGGCGGCGGUGAGGGACCGGCCCGGCGCCCCGCUAUUUAUUUCACAGACACACACACACACACAUACACGCACCCCCCAACACCCCUGGCUCUUCUCCGCGCCCGCAACCCGGGACCCCGCGCUGCGGGGCGGACCAUGGCUGGCGGCGGUGCGGCCGGACCGGCGGGCGGCCGCUGAAGGAGCGCACCGAGCAACCCCCGUCCCGCCGCCGCCGGGACCCCUCUCGCCGUCGGGGCGCGGCCCCACCAUGUCGGCCGUCGCCUACGUGGACUUCGUGGCGGCGCAGUGCCUGGUCUCCAUCUCCAACCGCUCCGCCGUGCCCGAGGCGGCGCGGCUGAAGGUACCGGGCGAGGCGGAGGCGGCCCGGGAGCUGCGCGACCCCCGCGACGCCUGGAAGGACUACUGCGCCCUGUUGGCUAUUGCGAAGAGCCUGCUGGAGCUGAACAAGUACCGGCCGCUGCCCGCCCCCUCCGUCUGCAGCGACAGCGUGGAAAGCCACGACGAGGACGCCGGCUUCGACAGCGACGCGGCCACCGAGCCGGGCUCCAGCCCGCCCCGCGUCCCGCCGCCGGGGCCGCCCCCCCGCCUGCGCGCCGCCGGGGCCGCCCCCAAGGGGAAGCUGGCGGCCGAGAAGCGGCACAAGUGCCCCUACAGCGGCUGCGGGAAGGUCUACGGCAAGUCCUCCCACCUCAAAGCGCACUACCGGGUGCACACAGGGUGCCAAGAUUCCUUUGGAAUUUUCAAGCUCCAGCAGCCACAGAGGUACGGGAGGAUCUUGGAAGAUGAAGGCGAGCGACCAUUCCCCUGCACAUGGCCUGACUGCCUUAAAAAGUUCUCGCGCUCGGAUGAGCUUACCCGGCACUACCGAACCCACACCGGUGAGAAACAGUUUCGGUGCCCCCUUUGUGAGAAGCGGUUCAUGCGGAGCGACCACCUGACAAAGCACGCCCGCCGCCACACUGAGUUUCACCCCAGCAUGAUAAAGCGAUCCAAGAAGUCCAGCUCCAGCAGCUCCUUGUGAAGGCAGGGCUGGCCUGGGGAGCGGAGCGGGGGCGGAGGCAAGCCACGGUGAGGAUGCAGGCAGUGGUACCAGAGCAUGAGCAUCUGCUUUGGUGCUGGUUCCCCUCGCUGAUACGUAGCCAAUGUUUAAAAAGUACUCCGUGCCUCCCCCCUGUCCUCCACCUCCCCACCCUGCGCUGGGAAGAGCUGUCUGGAGCAAAUGGACUACAGGGGUGAGAGGAGGGAAGGGAGGGCCAGCAGAGGAGGCGAGCACCUCCUCUAAUGUAAAGCGUUGAUGCUGGUGUACAUACAUCUGACUGGUUCAGCCUGUGCCACCACAGUAGCGUGACCCCGAGGUCUUUGUGAUUGCUGUGUCAUGAACAUGUUUUGUUGAACAGUGUAAUGCUGCUUGUAUUUAGAGUUUGUCGAGUAAGACCACUUUCUGAGUCACAUAAAUAACUCUCAGAUAAAAACUCCA